This is a messenger RNA of Cladocopium goreaui, 1739 nucleotides long. The record is from the annotation of a GenBank genome assembly. NCBI's taxonomy places the organism in Eukaryota, Dinophyceae, Suessiales, Symbiodiniaceae.
AUGAUAGGCUCCGGCCAUGGUUUUGCCAUGACGACUGGCUACGCUGGUGUGUUUGCGCCAACGCAAGCGCCAAUGCGAGCGCCAGUGCCGCCAAAUCAGGUGCUUUAUGGACCUGUGCCUAGAUCACUGGGCUCAGCGACCGUGAAUGCAAUUCCGAUGCCAGGCGGCGUCGUCCAAGUGCCACGCCCCAUGCCGCAAGAUGCCGGGUCCGCGGGGUCCCAAGGCAACUGGCUGCCAAAGUCCGCGCCAGACCUUCCCCGCGAGCUGCUGGUGGCCUUUGAUAUGGUAAAGAAGCAGCGCACAUCGCCGGACCAACGUGACCAGGCCUACCGCUGUUGGAUCCAAUCCUUGGCAGCUUGGGGCGUUUUGGAGAACCUGCCCUUGGACGCCCAGGGAACCUUGCAGGUGACGGCUCCCUUCUGCCACGACUUCUUUGAGGCACCUCACCUGCUUCCAUUUUUGGCAUCGCAGAUCCUGGACAGAGGUCGCGCCCGGCGCAUCCAAGUGCAGGGCUGUGAUGUGCGGCCGCAGGACUUUUGGUGGGCCGCCUGGGAAAAGUGGACCGAACAUGAAUUUUCAGGGCGCAUCACCUUGCAGUUGCGUCAGCAGGACUUGGUCCAAGAGCCCCAGCCGUUGGCCGGCCUCAUUCUUGCGGCGCAUCCAGAGGUCACCAACGGCGGCCCCUGGCUGCCCAUCCUGCGGCACGUCUUGUCGAGCCGAUCACCCAAGGGCCGCUGCGUCUUCGCCACCUUCUAUCGCCAGGAAGCUGAGGCCUGUGUGCAGAUCUGCCAUGCCCAACACGUUAUGGUGGAGAUCCGCGAGAAUCCGUUUUACGCUGGCCGGCCGGCCGACGAGGCUGAGAAGCAAAUUGGAUACCCCAACAGGAGAAAGAAAGAGGAUGGUGGCGCGCCUGCUGCAGCCCGGCUUCCUGGAAGCCAGCAAACCCAGGCCACCCCCGAAGGAGACCUACAGCGCAUACCCCAGGGGCAUGGGAGCUCCGUUGCCCGGUGGCAUGCCCUUGGUGAAGAGCUUUGCCUCGCAGAAGCGUGCAGCGGCGAAGAAGUCCGACGACGGCGCGGCUUUAGCGCCGGGAGGCAUGUUCUCCUGGAUGGACCAAGCGAAGCAGAUCUUCAGCGAUCGAACGGCUGCGAGGUCGGUUGCGUGUUCGACAGCAUCAUGGAACGGGAGGUUUCACGGCUGGCGGCCACGGCCACGCUGCUGCGCGCCGGCUGCCGGAAAUGUUGCAGCUGCCUGUCGGGCUCGCCGGUCUUGUGCCUCAUCAUCACACCGGUAGUUCUGCUGGUUUUCAUCCUCAUCGCAGUCUUCAACGUGUGCUUGGCGCGGCUGUUGACAGCACCUGGAGCGGUGAUGUUUAAUGUUCUUUUGCUAUGGUUGAUCUUGCGACUUGUGGUGAGGGUCCUCGUCUUCCCUGGUUCCAUCCUAUUGUGGCGCCGCAACACAGAGGCCUCCUACCGCUCGGAGAUGGCAAAGCAAUUCGCCCAACACUUGGAGCACCUCCGGGGCUAUGUGGCUGAGAGCCUGGGUAAAGGCCAGGGCAUCGCGGCCACACCAGCCACGCUGGAGGGCACCCUCUUGGGCCUCAUGGUGGUGGAAGGUUUGGCCCGGAACUUCCGGGUGCAGCAAAGGGACCAGGUGAAGUUCACCUCGGAGCAAGUGCAGCUCCGAAGCUUGGUCCAGGCCGUGGAGCUCUGGCUGAGCCAAGCCAAGGUCCUGGACAG